AUGACAGUCAGCCACCAGCUACUGAGAAGUCAACCUCUCUCAGAAGCCUUGGAAUCUCAAGUACAGUCUGCUGUGCAUAUACUGAAUGCCUUGAACAAUCCUCUGUUCAAAAUGUUCUUCACUUUCCUUGGGUAUAUUCUACCCAUUAUCAAUAAGAUGAACAGAGAGUUUCAAAGCGAAUCAGUCAUGAUACACACUGCAUAUUCUAACAUCUGUGCCUUUUAUAGGACUAUUCUGAGCAAUUAUGUAAAGAAAGACGUACUAAAAUCAAAGUCAGAUCCAUUUGAAGUGGAAUUUAAAGACCCUUCCAAUUUCCUGCCUGAAAAUGAAUGGUACUGUGGCAGCAAAGUAGAGAGUAUGCUGGCAGAUAAAAAUGUGUUAGAGAAACUUGGAUCUGAAGCUUCCAGGUUUCGGUUGAGAUGUCUGGAUUUUUAUGUAGAGCUAUCAAAGCAAAUCAGUCAAAGGUUCAAAGGUUUGAGUGAUGUACUCCCGUUGUUAAAUGCCUGUGAUCCUGCCAUAGCAAGAGAGAAUAGAGUUACAAGUCUAGUGCCACUGUUCAAAAAAUUUCCUCAGCUGAUUGAAGAAUCAGACUAUGAUGUUUGCAAUGAUGAAUGGCGGUCACUUACUUUUCAUGAAGAUGCUUUGAGUGCAUCAAGUAACCCCACCGAAUUUUGGUGUUCAGUACUAAAACUUAAGACUAGUGAUGGAACACCUGUGUUUCCAAAUCUAGCUGAGCUAAUGUUAAAAUUGUUAGUUCUACCACAUUCAUCAGCUGCAGUGGAGAGAAUUUUUUCACAAGUUCAAUUAAUUAAGACAGACCUAAGAAACAGACUGAACACGGAGUCAAUAAAUGGACUUCUGUUAAGUAAAGGUAACGGGGGAGCAGUUCCAUGCUAUGAAUGGGAGCCGAGUCCCUUGAUGAUAAGAUCUGCUCAAAAUGUGUUCAGUGAGGCUAAGCAAAGCAUAUAGGUAGCUUCAUAGGCAGAAAAAAAGAAACUCUGCUGUCUGCAUUUGUAGUUUUAUCUUUUUCUUUUAGUUAAGGUUAUCAUAUAUUCAUAUUUUGUACUUUGUAGUAUUAAUGUAGCCUAAGUUAGGUAAUAAGUUGUGGAUUCUAGCCAAAUACAGCCUGCAAUUGAAUGUAUAAAUAAAUCUGUGUGCAAUUGUAGUAGAGUACUGGCAUUAUUUAUUUAUUUUCUAAUAAAGUGCACUUGUACAGAAAUAAUAAGUUUAAUGUUUUGGAAGACCCAAUCAAAGGGUAAUGCUCCAAAUGUGUAAUGUAUACAACAUUUCUCCACUCCUAGGCAGCAAUAAGCAGCUUUGCUGCCAACCGUAUGACGUAUAUAACAUAAUGGUAAGAAAUAAUUUAUUUGUAAUCACAUUUUUCAUGAAUUAUAGGGCAUAUCGUAAAAAAAAAAACUAUUGGAUACUUUUUGGAUACUUUUUUGCAUUACAUGCAUACUUUUUGUAUAUUUUGGAUACGUUUUUGGAUACAUUUAUAUUUUUCUCACUUGCAACA
Messenger RNA from Eriocheir sinensis (Chinese mitten crab), 1516 nucleotides. RefSeq lists its product as uncharacterized. The record is from RefSeq and is a predicted model, not a curated record. The transcript is spliced from 2 exons. Gene Ontology annotation, molecular function: protein dimerization activity. The coding region runs from base 1 to 969 and encodes 322 amino acids. NCBI's taxonomy places the organism in Eukaryota, Metazoa, Arthropoda, Malacostraca, Decapoda, Varunidae.